AAUCCAGGAGGCGAGUGUUUCUCUCUCUGCCGACUUUACCCCAGAAGAGGACUUUACCUGGGAGGACAUAUAACAACAGCUCCUAGGGCAAUCAGCGAGAGCGAAGGAGGUAGAACUUUUGGCUAUUGCUCCGAGAUUUUUACAUUUUUUUUAAAUUUUUUUUUUUUAACCAGAUCUCCAUAACCUUGGGAGUCAGAGCCGCUCAUUGUGAGAGAGGAUGGGACCGCUACUCCUUGCCAUUGCCCUGUGCCUGAGCGCCGCUGUCCCGCAGCAUGUGAGAGCAGCAGAUGGUGAGGAACCAACUUCAGCAGGUCCUUGCCAUCCAAACCCUUGCCACAACAGAGGAACGUGUGAGAUAAGUGAGACCUACAGGGGCGACACCUUCAUUGGUUACGUCUGCAAGUGUCCACCAGGCUUCAGUGGAGUUCACUGCCAACACAAUAUUAACGAAUGUGAAAGGGACCCGUGCAAGAAUGGGGGCAUUUGCACAGAUCUGGUUGCCAACUAUUCCUGCGAAUGCCCGGGGGAGUACAUGGGGAGGAACUGUCAAUACAAAUGCUCCGGAGCCCUGGGCAUGGAGGGCGGUAUAAUCUCCAACCAACAGAUAACAGCCUCUUCCACCCACCGCGCUCUCUUCGGCUUGCAGAAGUGGUACCCCUACUUUGCACGCCUCAACAAGAAGGGCCUGGUCAAUGCCUGGACUGCUGCCGAAAAUGACAGAUGGCCAUGGAUCCAGAUAAACCUGCAGAGGAGAAUGAGGGUCACAGGCCUCAUUACCCAGGGUGCAAAGCGUAUCGGCAGCCCAGAGUACGUCAAGUCUUACAAAGUAGCCUACAGUGAUGACGGGAAGACCUGGAGAACAUACAAAGUCAAGGGAAAAGAUGAGGAUAUGGUGGACUUGCUUGUGCCAACCAAGGUCACAGGUAUCAUCACCCAGGGAGCUAAAGACUUCGGCCAUGUCCAGUUUGUUGGCUCAUACAAAGUUGCUUACAGUAAUGAUGGAGAGCGGUGGAAUGUAUAUCAAGACGAGAAACAAGGGAAGGACAAGGUGUUCCAGGGAAACUUUGACAACGACACACACAGAAAGAACGUGAUAGACCCACCCAUCUACGCCCGGCUCAUCCGGAUCCUUCCAUGGUCAUGGUACGGCAGGAUCACUUUGCGUGCAGAAAUACUCGGAUGCACAGAGGAAGAGUGAAGUACUUUCCUCCAUCUUUCUUGCCAUCAUCCCUUGUCCCUUGGCGUACUGGAGUAUCUCACCCAGUGUUUUAAAGAUAAACUGUGCAACCUGUAAAAAGAAAUCAAUUUCCAACGGAUUUUUCAAGAAUAAGUGUUUGAUUGUGGUGGGUUGCUGUUUAUUCUUUUGUACAGUGAUUUAAAACCUGCCCCUGAUCCACUUUUGUCUUUUAGUUUUCCUGUUUAAAGCGUGAUCUUUGUCUUUUUAUUCUGCAAGAUUUGCCAUCCUGUUUGGAAUGAAC
Molecule: messenger RNA, 1478 nt
Organism: Xiphias gladius (swordfish)
Lineage: Eukaryota; Metazoa; Chordata; Actinopteri; Istiophoriformes; Xiphiidae
Product: EGF-like repeat and discoidin I-like domain-containing protein 3
Exons: 8
Coding region: 218-1198 (326 amino acids)
Molecular function (GO): calcium ion binding
Source: RefSeq, a predicted model, not a curated record